CACACUGACCUACUCAAUAGCUAACAGGCUGUGUGUACUGUUCUCCAUACUACUUAGUACGCUAGUAUAGGAAACUCUCUGCGUCCCACGUCGAGUUUAGUUGGCUCUUCAUACUGUUUAGUACAGUAGUAACGUAUGCGUAUUCGGACUGUCACAGUCACACGGCUCUCUGCGUAAAGGUGCCACUGUUCACCAUUUAGUAUUCGCGGAGUGAGAUGCGGGUCAGGACAUAACCGCAGUCACAAGAUUUUUUAAUAACAGUCGCUUUUCCAAAGAUGUCCAGUAUCGAUCACCAAACCCGCGACAGGACGAGUAACGGGGUCAGCUCGGACCCUCACAGAUUUCGUCGUGAACUGUCUGCUGAGUACUCACGCCAUGACCUGGAUCUGAAUAAAAACAUGUCCACAAUCUACAACAUGGAAUAUAAGCACUUGAGAGGAAGUAUAAAAGGAACAUCAUCAGUUUCUGAAGACAACAUCCCCACAGUGCUGGGAUUACAGCUGGCUGUGGCAAAAGGACCGGACCGGCUUCCUGCUGACAAGGACAUGCAGGAAGUUCUGUGCGGGAAGCUACGCAUGCUGGAGACUGACCUUGCUAAUAUCACGACCCUAAUCACGGAACUCUCUGCUCAUCUGGUGUCCAUCAACAGUGAAGAAAGAACUAUAUUUAUCACUUUUAAAUCAUUUGAAGAAAUAUGGAAGUUCAGCACCUACCACAAAAUGGGUUUCCAGCAUCAGUGUUUGGAGAACUUUCUACUGGACCAGAAUUACUGGCUGAAUUCUUUAGAACAGAAGGACUCAGGAAUUGAGGUCUACUUUAAACAGGACACCCUUAAUCUAAUGUACAGAGACUUUUUAAUGCAGGAAGGAUCAUUUUUUGGGAGCUGCACAGUAAAUCAGAUGUUUGAUAGUUCCACAUCAGGCAGUGAUCUUUAUCUGGAGAAAGGGGUUAUAGCCAUGUUUGAGCCUCCAUUCCUGGGCUCUGGGUGGACUGUGAUGUCCUUGGCAGAUGGAUCAAGAGGAACUAAACCUAGGCCGGCAGUGGAACCGGUCAUUCCAUUUCAUGAGUGGUUUUUGAAAUCCUGUCCUGAGUGGGUUUUGGUGGGGGGUGAAAAAGCAUGCCGUGACCUUCCAUUUCAGAUUGCUGUAGGUGUCUGCGAGGCAACAGAACCAUAUGAUGGUAAUGGACCUGACGAGCUUAGCUUUGAGGCUGGUGAUCGAAUCGUUAUCCUGGGCUUCCUGGUAACCUGUUUUGAGUGGUUCAUGGGCAAGCUGGAGAAGACUGGUGACACAGGACUCGUCAAAAGCCGCCUUGUCAAAGCAACUGAUUCUCUUUGUGAAUCGAAAGAAAUCUUUUUGAAAACUGAACACAGAGAAAUCUUCACCUUGGAACAAGACAAGAUUAAAGAGGAAACUCUUGCCUUUUUGAAGAAAACAUGUCAAAAUGAUGUUGCUACAGUCUACAAACUUGAUUGUGCAACUUCAAGUCCACUUCAAAACAGCUCUUCUGACAGUGUGCAUGUAGACCUGAAAAGAAAAAUGACAAGUAUUUUAAAUACAACGAGGGAGCCACAUGAACAUGAAGCUGCACUGGAUAGUUCUCAUCAUCUCCAAACAGAUGAGCCCAUUAAAUCCACAGACUUCCUAAAAGAAACUCCAUGCUUUACUGUUCGUUCAGAACAGGAUGGAACCAGCCCGGACGGACACUAUUCUCUUCUGCUUUUCCUAGGCAGCCGUGACCAUCGGCCAGAGUUCCAGCUGCUUUACAGUGCCUACCCAGAUUUCCUCCUGUUGCAUUUCCAGGGUCAUUCAGAUGAAGAGGAGUUGGUUGCAUAUUUAGGAGUUGCACGGGAAACAGCAAGAAAGAAGCGGAUGUCCUGGGCACAAAGCAGAAUUUGUUUCCUCUUGGGUCAGCUUUGUGCAGGGAGGUCAAAGUACUCCCAGGCACGCGUCUAUUACGAGGAAGCCUUAAGCAUACCCAAAGACUAUUUCACAGACAUGUACUUUCUUUCAGCCAUCUACUCUAACCUCGCCUUUGUCUAUUUUACACAGAAGAAUGUGGACAAGUAUCUUGCUUUGUCAGAGCGCUUUGCUGCUUUAAUGAUGGCAGUCUGUGACUGUUUGACUGGCACAGAGGAUCCAGAAGUGUUCAAGUUUGCACUAAAGAAGGCCAUUCUAUCCAGGAAUAAACCAGCAGAAGCCAGGGUCUGUUUCCUGCUAGCCAAAUUUUAUCUGAAGCUUGAAGAGGGGAUGAAUGCAGUGCCUUUUAUUGAACGGCUGCAGAUUUUGGCUGAUAAGCUGCCUGGCACCUGUGAUGAGAUGAAGAGUCAUGGUUUCUUACUGUUAGCACGGCUUUAUAGUGACUAUGGUCUUCUUCACCUUGCUGAGAGCUCAGCACAACAAGCGUGUAUUCAGGUCUCUUCCUCAGUGGCUGACUGUCUUUGUGGCAUAUCAUUGCUGUUAGAGAAUGCCCGGGAAUUGCAUGCUGUCGACAUCCCAACUCAGGUGGCUCCAUGUUUGUCCCGAGCUGCUGCUUUAAAAUCUCUUGAGCCCAGCCUUGAAUAUGUUCAUGCUCUGUGUCUCUCCUGGCUCUUUGACAAGCAUGGCAUGCCUAAUAGGGCAGUUCAGUUCAUGUGUGGCCUCCUUGACCACACAUUUACAGAAACACUCAGCCAGUCUGAUGCCAACACAGCUCUGAUAUGGCUGGCGUGGCUGUAUAUCUGUGACCUGCAGUACAACACUGCAGUGGUUGUUCUGGACUCAGUCCUGUCUUCAUUGCCUGACCACUGCACAACACGCCUGGAAGGUGUUGUCUACAACAUGCGUGCCAUUGCAUUAAGACGUACCGGUGAUGUAAAACAAGCUGCAGAGAACUUACAAGCUACUUUGGAUGUCUGUGAGGAGUUUGAAGACAGGUACAACUGGGCCAUAGCGCUGGCCAAUUUUGGCUUUCUAAGUCUGCAGGUCAAUGCAAAAAGAGUAGCAGAGGAGCAUUUUACCCAAGCAGUAGAGCUGUUCUCCGAGCAAGAGCAUGAAGGACUUGAGCUAAGCUUUGUUGCUGUACUUUUAGAGCUAGGGAAGCUCUAUAUCUCUCAGGGUUUUUGUGAAAAAGGGCAGAUAUUCUAUGAGUGGGCAUUGCUGAUCGCCAUCCUGUAUGAAAACCCAGACAGUCAGUUGCAAGCCACCCGUCAUUUGUGCCAACUGUAUAGUGAAGUAUGCCCAGGCGAGGCUCAGUGUAUUAUUUAUAACGAGCACCAGCUGAACCUGCUACACCAGACAGAAGACAGAAUUUCUGAGGCAGGCGUCCUAGAGAGGAUCAGCCAGCUCUACCUGAGUCUGGGCACAGAGAAAGGAAACAGAUUUGCACUUGACUAUACCAAAAGAAGCAUAGGGAUCUUUAUCGACCUGGGGAUGAGGAGGAAGGAGGCCCAUGGCUGGCUACAGGCAGGAAAGAUCUACCUGAUCCUCAAACAAACUGAGCUAGUGGAUCUCUAUGUACAGGUAGCACAGGACAUUGCUUUAAGUACAGGAGACACACUUUUCAUCCUGGAGCUACUAGAGGCAGCAGGUGAUGUGUUUUUUGAUAGCACACAAGAAAAAGAGAAAGCCAUCUGCUUUUACAGGGACCGAGCCCUGCCUAUUGCACUGAAGAUGAACAGUUUGCAUUCUCAGCUCAGGUUGUGCAAUAAGUUAGCAGAGUUGCUGCUACAGCUGGGACAGUAUGGAGAAGCUGUGGAGUUUGCACAGACUACAUUAGAGCUCAGCAUCAAUCUGGGUGAUCACUUAAAUGAGCGUGUGGCUUUCCAUCGUCUGGCUACACUCUACCACUGCCUGAGUCAGUUUGAGCUGGCUGAGCACCACUUUUUAAAAGCCCUCUCACUGUGUCCCUCACUUCUGGAGUUUGAUGAGGAGGCCUUGUACUACGUCAGGGUCUACAAGACACUAGGAGACAUCAUCUUUUAUGAUCUAAAGGACCCAUUUGAUGCAGCAGGUUAUUACCACCUUGCCCUGGCAGCUGCUAUGGACCUGGGUAAUAAGAAGUCACAGCUUGAGCUGUGCACUCGUCUGGCCACCAUCUACCACAACUUCCUUAUGGACCGUGAGCUCUCACUGUACUUCUACCAGCGUGCAAGGGCUUUUGCUGCUGACCUCAAUAUCCGCCGCGUCAACCUGGCACCAGAUCAGAGCUUCCGCACCACAUCCCAGUAUAGAACCACAGCCAUACAGGAGACAAGAUAGAGGAUACAGGAGACUAUUCCAAGGCCUCCCACUACCAACACCUAUGAUUACAUUCUGCAGACUAGAUGUUUUUUUGUACUUGUGGCUUUGUCACUCCAGAAGUUUUAUUAAGUUUUAUUAAGCACUACUAAAUGAACAAAAUAUGUAAAUAUGUAUUUAAUAUAUUACAGACUGAUUUUUAAAAAUCUAUAUGCAGAUUACAUCAACAUAUCAAAGUAUUUUUAAUUACAUACAAGUGAUUUAGUA
Trichomycterus rosablanca is the source of this 4484-nucleotide messenger RNA. RefSeq names its product SH3 domain and tetratricopeptide repeat-containing protein 1. The coding region runs from base 276 to 4238 and encodes 1320 amino acids. The record is from RefSeq and is a predicted model, not a curated record. Lineage: Eukaryota; Metazoa; Chordata; Actinopteri; Siluriformes; Trichomycteridae. Gene Ontology annotation, molecular function: protein binding. The transcript has 18 exons.